AUUUUGUAGUGAUUUGUAAAUACAUUUAUGUAGCUUUACAAAGUGGACAUUAUUUAACACAAGAAAAUAUAUGUGUUGUAUAGUGAUAAUUCUUGUGCCUUAUUAAUUUAUUUUAGGUCAUUAAAUAGAAUCUAUAGAAAUCAUUUGCAUACUCAAUAUAGAAAUGGAAGGUAUCUAUAAAAUUAAUGUGAUACCAAACGAUCUCAGUGUGGAGGAAACAAUUCUUCAAAUCGCUGAUACAUUAGACAAUCUCAGCGGAAUAGUCGACGAUGUAUUUUCACGUAUAUCGAGCAGGAUCAAACAAAACAUGGAUAAGACCACAAAGCUCAGAGAGCAAAUCGACGUUUCUAGAGCUAAAGUCGAGAAAUUAACAGGAAUGCAAAAGGCGAUUAAGGUGUUCUCUAGUGCUAAAUAUCCUUCGUCUAUUGUACACGACCAUUAUCAUUCCAUAUUUGACACAAACACCUAUCAUUAUGAGCCUAAAAAGGUUACUCUUAGCGGCAAAUCGCAGAGGCCGUCAAGUGAAAAAGGAAUACAGGAAAAGCUCCACUUCUUCCACGUCAAAGUUGCGGAACCGAAAAAUCCGAAGCCCAAACAGGAUUUCGACAUUAAAACUGUUAUUGACAAAGUGUCGUCUGUAGGAGACCUUUUGAUCUUCAAUACAGAGGAGAGUCCGUAUGUUGGGCUGCCCAGCAAGCAGCAAGCCUACGUGCCCAGGGUACACACUGACGUUCAGAAGUCGGUGUUGGAUGAAGCACCGCCUUCUAUCAUGAAAAGAAAUGUGCUAAAGCGAGAAAUCGAUGAAUACAUGUACGCACCCGGCAUGGGAGUGGUACCAGAACUAGACAUGCCCCUCGACCUGCCACACUUACCAGGCAUUGCUGGUGACAUACAAUACUCCAUAACAGAAGACGGCACGAUAGCUCCUUCAGCCGUGACGUCACCAGUUGUACCCACUGUGACGUUACCAGAACUGCCGGAUAUAUCUCAACUGCCUGAUGUGAGGCCAGAUGACAGUGCAGUCACAGUGGGUACAGUCCCAGUUGAGGAUAUACCGGAUUCGUUGCCGGUGCCGCCACCGAUGGCACCGGUACCGGCGAUACCGGUGGCAACGAUACCGAUCGCUUCAAUGCCGGCCCCGCCUCCACCGCCGCCACCGCCUCCACCGAUGGACAUAACACCAGUAAAGACGAGAGAUGAACCAGUAGCCAAGUCUACAUCGGGGGGCGACGCACACGCAAGCCUCAUGGCAGCCAUUCGCCAGGCGGGAGGCGUGGGUCGAGCUAAACUGAAGCCAGCUGCCGAAACUGCACUUGAUAAGGACACGAAGCCAGCUAUAGGGGGUGAUCUGAUGGCAGACCUUCACGCGAAGCUGUCCAUGCGUCGCCGUGGUAUCUCCGGCGCGGAGAGAGCUGGAGGUACCGUCCUCCACACCCUGGCCAGUGUCAUACCAGAGCCAGGUGAUCAGUCCUCCCCGCAGCAGUCCUCGAGCGACGAGGAUUGGGAGUGAUGCAGUAUGGUGGAAGUUGUAUUGACGUACGUUGGUCGUCAUUGAUGUAUAAUGAUGAAUUAGACUUACAAUCACGCUUAAAAAGUGUUCGAACGAAACUCUGCUUUCGCGUGUAGGCAGAGUUUUCUAA
Messenger RNA from Colias croceus (clouded yellow), 1640 nucleotides. RefSeq names its product WASH complex subunit 1 (gene wash). Bases 164 to 1510 code for a protein of 448 amino acids. Gene Ontology annotation, molecular function: gamma-tubulin binding; actin binding; alpha-tubulin binding. Lineage: Eukaryota; Metazoa; Arthropoda; Insecta; Lepidoptera; Pieridae. Gene Ontology annotation, cellular component: WASH complex; early endosome; recycling endosome. Gene Ontology annotation, biological process: exocytosis; endocytic recycling; Arp2/3 complex-mediated actin nucleation. The record is from RefSeq and is a predicted model, not a curated record. The transcript is spliced from 6 exons.